AUGGCUGCUAGUCUUUCCGAGAUAUACCCCAAACGGAAGUUGGAGUUGGAGGACAUCACCAACAGACACAAGAAGGCCAAACAAGGAAAGGAGUACUUCCACCACCCGGUACAAGAAAGACUGCCUUCGCCACUGUCCCCUACGGCUCUGUCGCUGCCUCCGCAGAAGCAUCACAGACAGAAAUCGGUGUCGUUUGAGCUCUCUCGCAACGAGCAUUAUGAAAAUCUGCCUCUCUUGACUCCCAAAGAGGAUGACUAUGUUUCCGACUCAGAGCAGCAUCACCACGAUGAAUCCAGCACGGAAUCCAAGCCCCAGCAUCUAGACAGCAACCCGGACUACGUGGCGUUGGGCGCCACGGCCGAUAUGUUGGCGGUGACGAAAUCUAAGAUCGAAGAUGACUUGGCCGAGCUCUCCGAGCUUAGAAAAGCCGCCAAGUACGAAUCCAAGCUGGCCUUGGUCGACUUUUACGUGCGUCUCAUCUGCAACGACUCCACCCCCAAUACCAGUUCCAGUUCCAGUUCCACCCGCCAGGCCGGGCCUGAACCUGCCCAAGCCCAGGAGGCCCAGGAGGGCAAACUCAACAGCAAAGCUUCCUCAGCCAGUUUGCCCCAGCAGCACCGCAUAGUGUCUGCUCCUACUGUUAAUUGGGGGAAAUACCAUAAAGGCUUGCAAAAUGCUUCCCUAUCUCAUGACUGUACGAACGAUUACGAAAAAGUGUUCAAAGGGUUGAAGAUGUUCCCAAAUUAA
Candidozyma haemuli is the source of this 747-nucleotide messenger RNA. RefSeq lists its product as uncharacterized. The coding region runs from base 1 to 747 and encodes 248 amino acids. The transcript has a single exon. NCBI's taxonomy places the organism in Eukaryota, Fungi, Ascomycota, Pichiomycetes, Serinales, Metschnikowiaceae. The record is from RefSeq and is a predicted model, not a curated record.